AUGGCGAUAGACGUAAAUAAUGUAAAGACACUACUUCAGAACUCAAUUGAGCAUGACGAUGUUGAGCAGCUAGAAAUGUGUUUAUACCAAUUGGAUCCAAAUGUUCCUCUUGAAUUGGUAAUUGCUAAAUAGGUCGGGUACUGAAAUUUCACUCCAUUACUCUAUGCAUGCAGGCUAGGAAGCAAAACAGUUCUUAAUUAUUCCUCUUACAGUAUAUUUCUCUGAUUAAUUACUAAUAAUCAUGAAAAACAAUUUCUCUCUGAUAUAGAAUAUCUUAUUUCAAACUUUGAAACCCUUGACUAUAAUUCUGAAGAUGAAUAUGGUCACAACGCGCUAUUAAAUGCUGUACAUUCCUCGGAUCCAACAAUUCUCAGAUUGAUGUCUGCUUAUAUUUCGCCUGAUAAAAUUGAUAAGAAUGGAAACAACUGCCUGCAUAUUGCAGCCUCAAUAGGCAGUGUUGAGAUGACUAGAGUUUGCAUUGAAGAAUUAGGAAUCGAUCAAACAAAAAAUGCCUAUGGAAUGACUCCUCUGCAUCUAGCUUCUAACGCAGAAAUAGUAGAAAUGCUAAUUUUAAACGGCGCAGAUGUCAAUGAAAAAGACAACUGAGGCUGGACUCCACUUCACUAUGCUGCAUAUAAUCAAUGCUAUGACUGUGCCCGUGUCUUGAUACAAAUAGGGGCAGACGUUAGUAUUGCUGAUAAUGAUAAUACAACAGCUUUUGAUAUAUGCUUAAUAGUAGAUGAUCAAAGAAACAUCGCAAAAUUGAUCACUGAGGAAUUAGAAAGAAAAGCAAAAAGGAGAUUUUUACAAGCAAAAGAAAUAGAGAGCGAGAACGAGCUUAAAAGUGAUGAUAGCGAUAUAAAAAGUAAUGAUAUUUUUGAGGAAAAUAAUGUUGCCAGCGAAGAAAUUGAAGAUGAUGUGAUGUCGCUUGAUCUCUCUGCAGAAAAAAGUGGCGGUGUUCAAGAAAAUGAAGUAACAGGUGAAGAAUUUCAUAUAAUUCAGCUAGCGAAAUCUGAAAUAUUUUCAGAAGCAGAAGAAAAAAGUAUUGAGAAGGAGAAAAAUGGAAAAGAUGAAGACCUCCACAUUGAAAUUCUAAAGCAAUCCAUCUUAGUAAGGACUUCAAGCAGUGAAAGUUCUCACUCUCCUUUUACUCUAGAAGUGAAAAAUCUGAUUUCUGGCAUGUUGUCUAAAAAAUUUUCAAUUGAUUUUGGGGACUUAGGCGUUGAUAUCAUCAACUACCAAGAAAUCAAAAUGAGAGAAGAGCUAGGGAAAGGAGGAUACGGAAAAGUCUAUAGAGCUUAUUUCAGAGACUCUGAGGUCGCAGUCAAAAUUGUGAACUCAGAAAAAAUUGACGCAAAAGUUGUCGAAGAUUUCAUAAAAGAAAUUCAAAGUCUUAUAAAAAUCAGGCAUCAUAAAUUUCUAUUACUUUUAGGUAUAUGCAUAGAAGGGCCAUUAUGUAUAGUUACAGAAUUGGCAAAAGGUGGAAAUUUAGCUGAUGCUAUUGAAAAAAACAAAUUUGAUCAUAGUGAGAAGCUCAAAAUUGCACUUCAGAUAGCUGAAGGGAUGAAUUAUAUACACAAUAAGAAACCCCCGAUUGUCCAUAGAGACUUAAAGCCUCAAAAUAUUCUUUUAGACCAGUUUAAUCAAGUAAAAAUUGGUGACCUUGGCUUGUCAAGAACAAUUGAGCAAGUUGCAAAUACAAAUAGUAUAGAAAACACACAAAUUUGCCAAGGCACAAUCCGAUAUAUGGCCCCUGAACUAUAUGAAGAUCACCCUGCGUGCUCUACAAAAACAGAUAUAUGAGCAUAUGGCUGUGUUUUAUAUCAGCUUUUUACAGGGCUUCAGCCAUGAAGUGGUUUAGAUUUGCUUGGAGUCCAGCGGAGACUUGUCCUCAAAUAUCCGUUUGAAGUAAGUGAAGAAAUGCCAGAGCCUUUAAAAGAGCUCAUAUUAAAAUGCUGCACAGUAGAUCCCAUUUCUCGGCCGAGGUUUAAAGAAAUCCGUCUUAACUUAUACGCGAUAAUGGGAAUCCAGCCCUCCCAGCUAAGCUAA
Molecule: messenger RNA, 2049 nt
Organism: Blepharisma stoltei
Lineage: Eukaryota; Ciliophora; Heterotrichea; Heterotrichida; Blepharismidae
Source: the annotation of a GenBank genome assembly